UAAGAGGGAUACACUUGCAGAAAGAGAGCGAGAGAGCGGAGGCGGGGUGUACGGAGGUUUCCCUUGUCCACUUCCUGUUCUGUUGUUGUUUCAUGGUCAACUUCCUGUCACAUGAUUUUGAGCAACCACAGAUUCUCACUGGCGUAAACACAGUUUGUCUUUUCGCCCACACAAACACAUGCACAGAAGAACACACACAUGUAUGCAUGCACAAAAUCUCAAUAAAGCAAUUGAGUUAAUCAUUUAACACACCACAUAACAUUAUCAAAAACAUACAAAUAGAAAAAAAUACUCAAACUUGUUCUUAUGACCGACACACACACGCACACACACACUUGACAGGAAGCUUUGCCUCUCACUCAUAUCGAAUACACGCACACCCACGCCUUACCUGCCAGUUUGACAACUCUUACGUUCUUUACGCUCAAGUCACUAACCACAACAGAUGCGAAUCUCAAGAUAACACUCUGAGCCGCAAGCACAAUAAGCCCAAAAGGUCUCAUAACCUGCCAACAUCACUGAAGACAACACGCUUUCAUCCUGCUGCUUUUGUUAAUUGUAAAAACAAGUAUUCUAAAGUAAGGUUAGGUUGGAAUCAGCCCUUUUUGAUCUACCCUAUGUCUGUUCACCAUGAGUGAGACCCCCACUGGACCAAAAGAAGACGGUGAUCUAUGGGAGACUUUUUCAGAUGCGAUGAGCGUCCUUUAACUCGACGGUGCAGCCAUUUGCAACAAGCCACAUGGCUGACCUUACAUCUCCCGAGCCCGAGUCACUCUCCUUCACUCCCAUGUUCCGACACCAGACAGAAGGUCAAAGGUCAAACCACAACAUUUACCAGCAAGGUUCUAUAAGUGGGCUCGGCCCGUUUGAGGUCCCGUGUGAAGCCACAGAUGGCACCGGGAAUGCUCUGAAUGGAAUAGAUCAAACGGGGAAUGCUUCUUACUGGGGGAAUACAUCCCCUGUGUCCUCUAUGGGACUGAACCGGAACAAGGCACAAGCUGGAGUUUAUGAGGCCGACUGGAGUUCUCACUGCCACCAACAAGAGGCAUCAGAGAGUUAUGAAACGACUGGGCGUCAGCAACAAAAACUGGAUUCAUUCUCCGAGGCAUUUUGCAGUCGCAGCGCCACCCAAAUGCCUGGCGGAGGAGAGCAGAGCGGCUUUAACAGCUCUACUCCUCCGUCACAUGCCCUCUCUUUCCCUUUGGUUCUUAGCCCACCACCAACGCCCCUGUCUGCUCCAUCCUUUUCUCCUCCUAAACGACCUCAACACUUCUUGCCCGGCCAGAUCUUGAGCCAAUCACAGAUACAAACUCAGACGGAUGGGUCGCUGCAGUUCUUUCCCUCUUUACCUUCGCCCUCCACCGGCAGGUUCAAUCACCCCAUUUGGCUCCAGCUGCAAGCUGACGACAGCGACGGCAUGGACUUAACGCAGCACUUUCCACAAGAUUCAAACUCCUCUCUGGUUUACUCAGAGCAUGGAGGGCCUCAUCUGAAACAUAUUAACUCCCUGCAGAAAGACUGUUCACUGCAAAUGUCCCUCAACCCUGUACUGGUUCAACAUCACCAUCAGCAGGUCUGCAUGCAACAAGAGCUGGAUCAUGAGCCCGGGACAUCUGAAGAUCACAUGGCUUGGUCUCAGAUGGGGCAAUCAUCUCAUUCAUUUGGACCUUCUCUACACCAGUCUAGUGUCCAUGUGCAGGGGUCAGGGCAAGGAGAAGGAACACGAUUCGGUUACGGACUGAACUUCGGUGCUGGGUCCUCAGACAAAUCUCAGGCGUCCUUCAGCACACAGAAUGUUCCCAGUUCUGUAUAUACUGGAGUCCCUUUCAACAGUGUGAUCCAGAUGAGUAGAGAACUAAUGCAGAACUGGGAAGAAACUACACCUCACUAUAUGCCACCUCCAAUGCUGAACCCAACACGUAGUGGAACGGGACUCUUUUGCAACCUACUGUCUUCCCUAGCUGUGGAAAACAGAGCAUUGUGGACAGGCGAGAGGAAAGAUGAUGACUCACAAAGGUGCAUGAAUAUAGGCCCAGAGUUCCAAGCUGAGCUGCCAGAUCUGAUAAUAGGAAGAGAGCAUGAGGUGUGUCCAGAGAUACCAGUCAGGGAGGAGUUGCUAUGGAAACCUUGGGCAGAGUUAGAGGAAAAUGACACCCUUUUACAGCACGUGGAGAAUCUUCUUGACCUGAGUGCCUCCAGUGUUCUACCAGGAGGUGGCGCCAAUCUGGAGCUUGCUCUUCAUAGCCUGUCUCAAUGCCAGGGAAACAUUUUAGCAGCGCUGGAGAUGCUGUUGUUUAAAAACUCCCCUCCAUCAGAAAACUAUCACUAUUCUGGCAUGGAUAUGUGGAGUUUGAGUGAACAAAGACUGUUCCAUAAAGCAUUUGCAAUUUAUGGAAAAGAUUUCUCCUUUAUACACAAAAUGGUGAGAACAAAGCAGGUGUCACAGUGUAUUGAAUUCUACUACAACUCCAAGAGGCUUUUGGAGAAGCAAAACAAGCAGAGGGAAAGAGAAAAGGAAAGUUUGGAAGAGCAGAGAAUUGCAGCAGCCAUCAGUCAGGUUCCUCCAGCCCCAAAGGUGUUGAUUAACCAAGCCAGUAUUGACCGACUGAUUCAUACCCCACCACUUCCCACAAACUUUCCCUGUAAACAGUGUGGAAAGAUGUUCUAUAAAAUCAAAAGUAGAAACGCUCACAUGAAGAUCCAUCGGCAACAGCAAGAGGACUGGAGGGAAAAACUACAGCGACACCCAAACCAGCACCACAACCUUAACCUGACCAGAGCACUGGCUCAUCCAAACCAGCAACUCCUAACCCAGACCCACCAUCAGAAUCACAUCCUGACCCAAAGUCUGAUUCAGAACUUGGUCCAAUCACAGACCCAGUUGGCUUUUCUUCAAAGCACAAAGACUCCGAGUACACCAACAACCAGCACAACAACCACCACACCAACCAACAAUAAACAAAAGAUGACCAAAAAACCACCCCCAAAAAAACUCCACACUGGACCUCAGCAGACCUGGGGCUCCCUGCACAGUGUAGACACAGGAGGCCUGUUCUAUAACAGAGGCUCCAUGGUAAACGGGCUCCAUUUGAGCAUACAGGACAGUGUCAGUAAACCAUGGGCUGAUACCCAAUAA
Molecule: messenger RNA, 3136 nt
Organism: Cyprinus carpio (common carp)
Lineage: Eukaryota; Metazoa; Chordata; Actinopteri; Cypriniformes; Cyprinidae
Biological process (GO): regulation of transcription by RNA polymerase II; negative regulation of DNA-templated transcription
Cellular component (GO): histone deacetylase complex; transcription regulator complex
Molecular function (GO): transcription corepressor activity
Source: RefSeq, a predicted model, not a curated record